CCACUUUACACAAUUAAUCUCCAUGCAAUAUCGCAAAUUAUUGACUUCCCAAAAAAGAUAUCAUUGAAGAAGGAAAGAAAAAGGACUCUAUUUUUUACCCUCCUGAAAAGAACUGUGGGCUCCAAUUUCAAUUCUACAAUAAGCGCUUCACGUGUGAUAAAUUCGGGUCACUCGUUGGCCUUUAUAUUAGUAGCUUGUGUACUUUUCCAAUUCAAGAAACUGGAAAGUAAAUUUUAAAUUAUCGAACUCGAUUCAUUGCUAUCGUAUUUGACAUUCGUGGGUCGAGGAGAAUUAAUGAAGGUGAAAUAGGUAAAAAAAAAUUGCGAGCCAGGUAUUUACACACAAUGUAUAUAACGUAGAUAUGAAUAAGUAUACACAUAUAUCUUCCUUACGUAUACCUUGAGCAAGACAAAUCGGGAUCUCAGACAAGAAAGGCGAUCCAAUAACAUUCCAUCAGGUGUAUCGAUUUUAUUUCUACCGGGGUGUUGUCAAAUUCGAAAAAUCUGUCAGCGAUAUUUGCUCAGCGAGUGUAAGCGAUCCGAUCUGUGGACAUUUUGGCAAGGAGUAAAAAAUGUGGACACUUUCACCACAGAGACAUAGAAACGGAUCACCAUGUUAAAAAAUCCAUUUUACAACAUCUCCAGUGUAGGGAGUGGAGAGAGUGUUUUCAUAUACCCGCUAGAUGGCUCUGUUUCGCUGCUUGGAUCAGGCACAAAGGAUCUAGUUGUGCACCGUCUACGUCCGCCGCCAGGGGGAGUUAAACCAAAACACGUGGUACAUCAUGGAGUGAUGAAGUACCGAACUAUGGAGGAUUCCAAGGCGGAUAAACACAGGAAAGGGAUCCUGAAGAAUUCCACCGGAAGUCCGUUAAACGGACAGGAUGGCUCGUUUCAAAAAUUGGAUGUGUCUAAAAUUCAGUGUGUUCUUAAGAAAAGGAAAACGUCUGCAAAUGAGAAGCAUUCCAAUAGUUCGCAAGGAUCAAAGAGUCAGAAAAAAGUUAAAUUUGACGAUAAACUAAAUAAACUAACAGAACUAGGCAUGAAAUACGCCGUGGAUCCGGGCAUGCGCAUUCGACCGCCUGAUCAUACGUCACAAAUCCGGCGACAACAACAAAUGCAGCGAGUUUCAAUUAAAAGUACGGACAAAUCUCGUGACACAGUCAAAAUAUCGGAUGUCUACGAUUUGCGAGAUUCAUCUGAAAACAGAACAAUGUCUCCCCGCUCUCUGUCAAAAUCUACGUCAACAAACAGCGGAAGUGUGAAUCGGCGAACAUCCGGUGAUUCCUAUCCCCUUAUUGAAGCUGAGGUGGAUGACUUUGUUCGGGUAGAAUUCUGUGAAGACGGAGUAAUUCCAACCUAUAACCCCCGCGAGGCGCCUAAUCCCGCGGGUCAGGAAACUGGUAGUGGGAUCCAUUCGGGUGAACCUAGCAACAGACUGAUCGAAAAUGGCAUUCCGGUUUUUACCAAAACCGGCAAAUUCGUCAGGACAACGAAAGUUAACGGUAACGUACGAGAAAAGAGAAACGACAACGAGACCGACGACAUUGUAAGACCGGAUAAACCCAGCUAUCGCUUAGCUUCAGAACCUUUCCAAAAAGUUAAAGCUGUUCCGAUCCCGGCAGAAUCCAAACGAGUGUCAUCUGCGCAAAAGUCUUCCAGGAAAACUACAACAAAUAGUUCCGGUGGUGCUAAAAUCACUCGAUCUAACGUGAAGCCGUUUAUGUUCACUCGUUACAGUAAGGACCAUGACCCCCAAACGUCACCGAAACCAAUCAGUAACAGCCAGAGAAAUUUCUGUGAUGACGGGAAAACAUACGACAUCUUGAAAUGGCUGACUAGCGUGAAGGAGGUUCAGACUUUGGAAGGUUUCUCGAGUUUUCACAUCGAAAACGGUGUUCGCAACCCGUAGGUCACGUGAUUUUAAUAUAUGUAGCUUAUAAAUAGUAUCAGUAUUAUUAAAUGUAGCUGUCAACCCAGGUGCUUCUAAGUGUCUCAGCUCUGUUAAUGAUUUUUGUUUACAGUUUUUGUUGAGUUUAUUGUUAUUCAUCAUACAUAUUCAGGUUUUAUUUAUAUUUGACUGACAUAUUUCUUCUUAAUUUAGUAUUUUUUUUUCACAUUUAGUAUUUAACAUGAUCAGUCAAUUUUUUUAGUCUUGUUGUCCCUGCAUAUAUAAUUUUAGUACUCAUAAUAUUGAGUUUGUAAGACUUUAAAUUGAUAAACACCUUCAGUUUUAAGAUUUAUAAAAUGACAAGCUUGGCGAGAAUGAGACAUUGCAUAUUAACUAUCAUUCAAACUAUUUUUUCCUUUCUCUCACUAAUGAAAGCAAUUUUCAUUACAAGUCAUUUUUUUUUACAAUGAAAAAUAUGUCAGUUAAAAUUGUUAAGUCAGUUAAUAGUUCUGGGAUCAAUAUUUGAUAAGUAGGAUUGCAUUACCAGGAAGCGCUUAUUUUUGCGUGAAGGUUUUCCUUAAUAGCGACCACCUGACCUAUUUUCAUUGGUUGUUAAAGUAAUAUGCUUUUUUGUUUGUCAUUGCAUCACAUUUCGAUCAGUAUUGGUGAGAGCACAGACAUUUCAUGGCACCAAAUACAUUCACACAAUCGUGCAGCUAACUUAUAUACACACAACAGUCGUCAAAAUUCAAACUGUUUAAAAAAAAAAAGGUGGGAAGGAAUGUAAGUUAUUUUAACUUUUUAUAUUAGAGUUAUUGUCCAAUGUAUUGCAUCGCCAUAAGACUGAAUGUUGAUUUUUGUUCUUCAUUUUCGCCAUUUUCUUUUAAAGAACAAUUUUCAGCAUACACGGUAAUACCCGGUAAGUCUGUCAGCUUAUGAAAACACAAUGUCAGAGUCAUCAUCCAAUGUCCAUCGCCAUAAGACUGCUGGCUGUGAAUGGUGAUUUCUGUUCUUUAUUUUCGCGAUUUUCUUUUAAAGAACAAUUCUCAGCAUACACUGUAAUAUGUCAGCUCAUGAAAACACAAUGCAUUGCUUGGUCGGUAUCUUGUUCUUUAUUUCUUUUUUCGUACAAAGAACGAUAAUUCAAGCUUGCUCUGUGUCAAUUUGUAUGUGCAGAGUUGUCGUUCUUCUGUUUUGCUUUUGUUGAAGAACACACAACUGAUCUGCCAUGAAAACCCGAAUUUUUAGAUAUUCAAUUUUGAAGAUUUUUUUCAAAAUAGUGCUUAACAUAUUUACAAAAAAUGAGUGAUUAUUUAUUUUAACGUGAUUUAUAAUCCCUUUUCCAAACUUUAUUUUAACAGAAUUUUACGAUAGACAUCUAGUCGAAUAUCAGCAAUUAAAUUGAAUAAAAAAUCAGUUAAUAAUCUUAACUCCCUGAUCGGCAUAUUUUCGAGAGAGAUAUAUAAAAAGAAUAUAUGUACAUUUUUGUGUAGAUAAGUAAAAUUGUUACAUGAACAUUUUGCACUGUCUCACAUUCUUUCGAUGUAAUUUGUAUGUAAUGUCAACUGAUGGAAAUUAUUUAUUCUUUGUACACAUUUGGUUUUUUUUUAAUUAUUUCAUAAACUUUUGAAUAAAUAUAUAUGACUAGUUU
Messenger RNA from Magallana angulata, 3538 nucleotides. RefSeq lists its product as uncharacterized. The coding region runs from base 613 to 1908 and encodes 431 amino acids. The record is from RefSeq and is a predicted model, not a curated record. The transcript has 2 exons. NCBI's taxonomy places the organism in Eukaryota, Metazoa, Mollusca, Bivalvia, Ostreida, Ostreidae.